UCCCCUCCCCCCCCUCCAGUGCAACUCGGUUUUCUGGAGAAAGCGAACCUGCUCCAGUGAGGAGGCCGUGAUGAUGGGAGGAGUAAGAGAGGAGUGAGAGGAGAGGAGCCUGAAAAACACGUUCAUCAGUGAAGUCUCUGUCGCUCCUGCAGCCGGAGGAGCAGCAGCAGGUCGAGUCCCUCCCUCUCUCUCUCUGUCCUUCUCUCUCUCCCUCUCCUUCUCUCCCUCUCUCUCUCUCUCUGAUAAACGGGAAACCAUUUUAAACGGAAGUUUUUAACCGGAGCGGGUGAUGGAUGCUGCUGCAGCGGGGGGAGACGCGCCGGUGAGUCCGCUGGAGAGGAGCAGCCACACGGCGUUUACCCACAACCACCGGCUGUACGUGUGGGGAGGAUACCAGGUCGUCUCCGGCGAGGAGGUCACGUUGCCCAGUGAUGAGAUAUGGCUCUGGGAUUUAAACAGCGGGACGUGGGAGCGGAGGGAGAUCGGCGGCCACCUCCCUCCGGACUUGUUGGGCUUCUGUGGCUCCAACGUCAACAGCACACUCUACAUUUUCGGAGGAUGUGACGCCGUCGCACACAGCAACCAGAUGUUCAGCGUUGACCUGUCGGAGUCGUGCUGCUCGUGGAAGAAAGUGACCGACACCCGGGGAACGACGCCGUCGCCACGGAACAAACAUUCCUGCUGGGUUCACAGAGACAGAUUAAUUUACUUUGGUGGAUAUGGAUGUAAAACCAUCGGGGAUGUUCGGAACACAUCGUCGUCCAGCUUCAUCGUGGAAGAGAUGUCCUGGACGAUGAUUGGAGACACGUUGUUCAGGUGCUGGGGCUGGAACAAUGAGGUCAAUGUCUUUGACACACACACCGCGACAUGGACCAUGCCAGAGACUCAGGGUCCGGCUCCGGCUCCCAGAGGUUGCCAUGCCAGUGCCCUGCUGGGGAGCAAGGGUUACAUCUCUGGAGGCGUGGAGACAGCAGAGUUGGACAUGUUCUGUUUGGACCUGGACACGUGGACGUGGACUAAAAUUGACAUCUCGCUGUCCGUUUCACCCCUGGGCCGCUCGAUGCACAGCAUGAUGGCGAUAUCGGAUCACGCGCUCUUCGUGUACGGAGGCCUCGGCACAGACGGAAACACUCUCAAUGAUGCUUGGCAGCUCAACACAGUAAAGAGAGAGUGGACGAAGAUGUCUCAUCCACAUGAGGACAAGCCCAGGGUCUGUCACACAGCGAGUCUGGGAAGUGACAGUGACGUGGUCGUGUUCGGGGGAAGCAGUAACCUCUGCAUCCUCAUCGACUCGGUGGCCGUCCUGAGGGCUGUGUCCAAACAUCACUGCAGAGACGUGAUCGUCUUCCAGACGCAGCCGUACUCCCUGUUCAGAUCGUGUGAGGACUUCAUCGGGAAAAACCCGCAGCUGUUUGCGAAGCAGCUCGACUGGCUGCCGUCAAAACUGAGGAGCAAAGUGGAUAAGAGAGUUUCCUUCUUCUCCAGUGAGAAAGUUCUCACAGGAUGAGAACGACCGUUUUACAGAAUCACAUUUUGUCUCAAUGUUUUUGUAUUAAUGAUUUAAAAAAAAAAAAAAAGAAAAAAAAGAACCAUGUUGUUAGUUCCGUUGUUUUAACUUGAGAAAAUAUCGUUUGUAAAUAAAGUCUUUGUCUUAUUUUAAACCAGAAAGUUUGAUCCGGUCAAAUUUUACUCACUUGUAGUGAUUUGAUGUUUUUGAAUAAAGGUGUUGAUAUGUUG
Messenger RNA from Paralichthys olivaceus (Japanese flounder), 1737 nucleotides. RefSeq names its product kelch domain-containing protein 1-like. The record is from RefSeq and is a predicted model, not a curated record. Gene Ontology annotation, molecular function: protein binding. Lineage: Eukaryota; Metazoa; Chordata; Actinopteri; Pleuronectiformes; Paralichthyidae.